Messenger RNA from Bactrocera latifrons, 5074 nucleotides. It is a transcript of the gene Gart, whose product is annotated as trifunctional purine biosynthetic protein adenosine-3. Gene Ontology annotation, molecular function: metal ion binding; phosphoribosylglycinamide formyltransferase activity; ATP binding. The record is from RefSeq and is a predicted model, not a curated record. The coding region runs from base 757 to 4863 and encodes 1368 amino acids. The transcript has 9 exons. Gene Ontology annotation, cellular component: cytosol. Gene Ontology annotation, biological process: 'de novo' IMP biosynthetic process; adenine biosynthetic process. NCBI's taxonomy places the organism in Eukaryota, Metazoa, Arthropoda, Insecta, Diptera, Tephritidae.
GAAGCGUAGAAGUUUCAGUGUUCAUUUGCCAACCGUUGGCAUCGGUUCUGGUUCUCGGUGGCGCUCUAACUUGUACUACACGCUAAACAUACAUAUCUGUAUAUAAUAAUAUAAAACUUUAUUCUAAAUAUUUGCGGCUAACUACUCUAUAUUACACCGCUACGAUCCACAAUAUACUGAAGCUAUCAGGUUUAAAGUUGUAUAACUUUUCGAAACUUGCAUUCCAUUUCCAGCGGAAAAAACGUUACGUUUUGGUGUCUCUAAUAAAAAGCGAUAUAUGUAACAACAAGAACGUGAUACCCACCAUAAACCGUGUACAUAUCACAGAAACACGUGGGUUCUCGACGAGCGAGACUACACAACGCACGAUCACAUUUUGCCAGGCAGCGCCGCAAGCAUACACGCAAUCUACCACAUACAAGUACAAUACAAUACAUACAUACAUAGACAGACGAGAGUGCGGUUACCAAAUAUUUAUGAACAUACAAAUGUUGCGCGACGUGCUUAGUGCGUACCAGUAGUACCAGAGUUUUACUCAGCGCGUAGUGACAUUAUUGAUUUAUUGAAAAAGUCAAGCGGAAAGGCGCAAAUUUCACGACAUUUCACUUUCGCAUUGUGUCUCGCUUUGGACGCUUUGUGAAAAUCAAUUUCAAUUAACGUGCGCGUAGCGGAAGCGUCAAAUAUUUUGGCUCGCUAGUGUUAAAUCAACGUCAUUUAGCGGAGAGUUAAAGUUUUUCUAUAGCAACGCGCAGGAAGAUGUCUUCGAAAGCAGCGCUCGUUGGCGGCAAGCAGUUGCUGGUGGUGGGCAGCGGUGGGCGCGAGCACGCGAUUUGCUGGAAGCUGUCGCAGAGCGAGCAGGUGGUUAAAAUCUACGCAUUGCCCGGCAGCCAUGGCAUUGCUCAAGUGCCCAAGUGCUCCAAUCUAAGUGAUGUGAACGCAAACGAUUUCCAGGGCAUCGCCAGCUGGUGCAAGAAACAAUCAAUAGAUUUGGUCAUUGUGGGUCCUGAAGAUCCGUUAGCCAAUGGGUUGGGCGAUGCUCUCAACAAGGCUGGUGUACGUUGUUUUGGUCCCAAUAAGAAGGGCGCCCAAAUUGAGUCGGACAAAAAGUGGGCCAAGGACUUUAUGCUAAGGCAUAGUAUACCGACUGCGCGAUAUGCAUCAUUUACCGAUGUGAAUCAGGCCAAGGAGUUUAUAAAUAGCGCACCUUACAAAGCGCUCGUCGUGAAAGCUGCCGGUUUGGCCGCCGGCAAAGGUGUCGUGGUUGCAGCAGAUACUAUCGAGGCUUGUCAAGCUGUCGAUGAGAUACUUGGACAACGCAAAUAUGGUAAUGCGGGCGAAACCGUUGUCAUAGAAGAAUUACUCGUCGGCGAGGAAGUAUCCGUGCUCGCAUUUGUCGAUACACAACAUGCUCAGGCUAUGUUGCCCGCGCAGGAUCACAAGCGGUUGCGCGAAGGUGAUGAAGGACCGAAUACCGGUGGCAUGGGCGCAUAUUGCCCAUGUCCGUUAAUACCACCCGCCGAUUUGGAACGCAUUAAUAGAGCUAUACUGCAGAAAGCCGUAGACGCUUUACGCCAAGAAGGUAUACACUAUUGUGGUGUACUCUAUGCGGGUCUAAUGUUGACCGUUGAUGGUCCUAAGGUGUUGGAGUUCAAUUGUCGCUUUGGUGAUCCGGAGACGCAAGUCAUAUUGCCAUUACUCGAGACUGAUUUGUAUGCCGUAAUGAGCGCUUGCUGUGAGAAUCGUCUCAAGGAAAUACAACUACAGUGGCGUGAGGAUGUCAGUGCCGUUGGUGUGGUCAUGGCCAGUGCUGGCUAUCCAGAGACCUCGACAAAGGGCUGCAUAAUCGAGGGUAUGCCACCAAAUACGGCUGAUGAGUUGAUCUUUCAUAGCGGCGUAGCGGUCAACAAGGCUGGCCAGUAUCUAACCAAUGGUGGCCGUGUGCUGAUCGCCGUAGCGCUGCGUGAAGAUUUGCGCCAAGCAGCGGCUGAUGCAACCAAAAUAUGUCAGGGAAUCACAUUUUCGGGUGCUGGCGCACAAUUUCGAACUGACAUUGCGGAGAAAGCAUUCAAAAUGCUAAAGACGUUCGUUCCGACAUUCAAAGCGCUCUCCUACAAGGAUAGCGGUGUUGACAUAGAUGCGGGCGAUGAUCUGGUGCAACGCAUAAAACCGUUGUCUCGAGGUACACAAAGACCCGGUGUUGUAGGCGGUUUGGGUGGAUUCGGUGGCUUAUUCCGCUUGAAUGAGCUAAAUUACGAAAAUCCUGUGAUCUGUGAAGCCAUCAAUGGUGUGGGCACCAAGAUAAAACUCGCACUCGAACAUGAGAUGUACGAAAGUAUCGGUUACGAUCUGCUCGCUACGUGCGUCAAUGAUGUGCUCGAGUCUGGUGCUGAACCAGUUGCCUUCUUGGACUACAUAGCUUGUGGCAAGCUACAAGUGCCGAUUGCUGCACAAAUUGUAAAAGGUAUUUCCGACGGCUGUCGUGAAGCUGGUUGUGCGCUCUUGGGUGGUGAAACCGCUGAAAUGCCCACGGUCUACGACGUCGGUAAAUAUGACAUCGCCGGCUAUAGCGUGGGCAUACUUGAGGCAGGCAAAGAGUUGCCGAAAUUCCAGCAAUACGAGGAGGGAGACUUACUAAUAUCGUUACCAGCGAGCGGGCUGCAUUGUGCGGGCUUCCACGCGUUGUUAAAACAACUUGAGAUGGCUGAUAUUGACUUGACCGUUAAGUGCGAAUUUGGUGAUGAGACUAAAACGUUAGGUCAACAGCUGUGCGAACCCUCCCGAAUCUAUGUGAAAGAAGUGCUCGCGCUCUUACGCGAAUGCGAUGUCAAGGCUAUUUCGCAUAUAACCACCGGUUUGCUGCCAGAUGUGCAACGCAUUAUACCGCCAGACCAUGAGAUAUCGCUCGACUUUGGUGAUCUCAAAAUUCCAGCAAUUUAUGGCUGGUUAGUGGGCAGGUUACGUUUGGCUCCACAAACACUUCUGGACAAUCUGAACUGUGGUAUUGGGCUUGUUAUGAUUGUGCCAAAGCGGUGCACGGUUUGGAAGCAAUUGCUUGGCUCCGGCGCUAAGGUGUUCGGGGUGUUGAAACGUAAAAUGCACUCAUGCCACCAACAACAUCAAAUUGAGGUGCGUAACUUUGUAGAGGGUUUGGAAAAAUCCAUCGAACGUUUUGGCGGUUUAUCCGAGAGGAAUAUGCGUACCUUGGAUGAACCGCAUGAACGUGACUUGGCUUUGGAGCUAUGCGAUGGCGCUUUGACGCAGCAGCGCAAUGAAACUUUAACCACAAAACUGGGCCGACGUUUGAUGGGCGUACCAAAGAAAUACAAGGACCCGGUAUUGGUACUGGGCACUGAUGGUGUGGGCACUAAAAUUAAGAUCGCACAACAAACCGAACGCAAUGGUACGGUUGGCAUUGACUUGGUGGCGAUGUGCGUGAAUGACAUACUGUGCAACGGUGCUGAACCGCUGACCUUCUCGAGCUAUUAUGCGUGCGGUGAUUUGGUGGAAGAAACGGCAACUACGAUAACUGGUGGGGUGAUUGAAGGCGCGGCGCAAGCAGGCAGCAGUUUAGUUGAAACACACAUUGCUGAGGUGCCACUGCUUUAUGCAUCCGAUGUGUACGAUCUUGCCGGUUUUUCACUUGGCAUUGCUGAAUACAGUCGUUUGCUGCCACGCACUGAUGAAAUACGUGUGGGCGAUGUGCUGAUCGGCCUGCCGUCCUCCGGUGUGCAUAGCAACGGCUUCAGUCUUGUGCAUGUCAUAAUGAAACAAGCUGGCGUUACGUUCGAAGACAAAGCUCCUUUCAGUCAUAACACGUUCGGUGAGGAAUUCCUUACGCCCACACGCAUUUACGUCAAGGCACUGCUACCACUCGUGCAACAGRGUCAUAUCAAAGCCUUGGCCCAUAUUACCGGCGGUGGUCUAACCGAGAAUAUACCACGUGUACUUCCCAAAACAUUAGCUGUGCAAUUGGAUGCGAAACAAUGGAAUAUACCACCCGUCUUUGGUUGGCUUGCCGCGACCGGUAAUGUAGCACCAAAAGAAAUGCAACGCACCUACAACUGUGGACUCGGCGUAAUUUUAGUAGUUUCACCGAAAUAUGAACAGUCCGUUUUAGCUGAAUUACAGUAUCGUGAGCGCGCAACGCGCGUCGGCGUGGUGGUGAAGCGCACCAAUUCUGAAGCGCCACAGGUUGUAGUCGAAAAUUUCCAAGGCUGCUUGCAGCGCGCACAGAAAUUGCUAAAUAAACCACGUAAGCGGGUUGCGGUGUUGAUCUCCGGUACAGGCAGUAAUCUGCAAGCGCUCAUCGACGCUUGUCGCGACACUUCACAAGGUGUGCUUGCCGAUAUCGUCUUGGUAAUAUCGAAUAAAGCUGGUGUGUUAGGUCUUGAGCGCGCGGAAAAAGCUGGCAUAGCCUCAGUGGUGAUCUCACAUACAGAAUACGCAAAACGCGAGGACUUUGACGCGGAGAUGACUAAAAAGUUGUUGGAGCACAAUGUGGAUUUGGUGUGUUUGGCUGGAUUUAUGCGUGUAUUGAGUGAGCAGUUUGUACGUCAGUGGAAGGGCCGUUUGGUGAAUAUACAUCCAUCAUUGUUGCCUAAACAUCCCGGCUUGAAAGUACAACAGAAGGCGCUUGAUGCUGGGGAUAAGGAGUCUGGCUGUACAGUGCACUUUGUGGAUGAGGGUGUGGAUACCGGUGGCAUUAUUGUACAAGCUAGCGUGCCCAUACUGCCCAAUGAUACUGAAGAAAGUUUAACAAAUCGCAUACAUGUGGCCGAACACUUUGCUUUCCCAAAAGCGUUACGACUGUUGGCCACUGAAUCAGUCAAACUGAGUGCAGAUGGCAAAGUGAUUUUUUCCUGAUUUUAAUUUUUACUUUACAGUAACAAUUUUUUGGAGGUAAUAGGGAUAGCUCUUAUAGCCCAAUUCUACUUCAAAAACAAGUUUUGCCAACGUCUACCUGCGCCAUGCUCUUAAAACAAUGGAAUUCAUGAAAUCUUUAUACAUAUACAUACAUAUGUAUACCAACACAGUGAAAAAUAAUGAUAGCAUUUAUAGUAAAAAAAAAUUUAGU